Messenger RNA from Didymodactylos carnosus, 1497 nucleotides. Lineage: Eukaryota; Metazoa; Rotifera; Eurotatoria; Philodinida; Philodinidae. The record is from the annotation of a GenBank genome assembly.
AUGACUGCCAAUUACCAAUCAACAAACAUGCAUGGGUCACCAGCCGAAAUAUUUAAUGUUACUGAACGAAAACUCACUGGUGCAAGUUAUUCACAACCAAUGAGUCGGCGAUUAAGUAUAGUACGUCGACCUUCUAUAGUAGCACCACAAAAGUCUAUAUUAUAUGAAUCAGAAUAUUUACCACAAUCAAAAGUACCACCUAAUGGUGUCGAUUCGCUUCAAUUUGAUGUUACUGACUUUGUAUGGGUAAAUGAUGUAAUUGAUGAUCAUGAUAAUACAGUGAGAACUAGAACACCAAUCUCUAAUAAUGAUCUUGAAAGAUUAAAAUUAUCUAACAUAAGUAAAAGAGCAAUAUUUGUUUCUGAACCAAUUUUAAUCGGUUUUAUUAUAUUUCCAAUAUUAGUUUUAUUUUGGGAAGCUGGAUGGAAUUUAACAUUAAUUAUGUUAAACACUUUAAAUUCAUUUAAUUCAACAUUGCAUAUACUUGGAACAAGUGAUGAAAAUGAUAACUAUUCAUAUAGAUCAUUACUAAUAUCUUAUUUUAUAUCACAACUUGUUAUAUUACUAUUUUAUCUCUUACAAGAUCAAAUCUACAAUUAUGUAAAACAUAAACAUAAACAUUGGCUAUGUCGUUAUAUUUUAUUAAAAUUGCACAUAUUUAUUCUUUCAACAACUUAUAUUGUACAAUGGGAAAUGAUGUGGACAAUAUGGGAUCAAUAUACACCUCCUGAAUGGUAUUUUGAAUUACUCCUUAGUUUUACCGCUUUUUUUGCACUUAUUGUAUUGAAUGGUCAUUUAUGUGAUUUGGUUUGUUCACCAUUUCUAAUCAGUUACGAUUCAAUUGAAUAUUGUAUACAUAUUGGUUGCCCUUUACUUACUCGAAAGAUGAGUCCAUGGACAAUAAAUCUGAUUAAUUAUGUUUUAUAUGAAUAUUUUGUAUCAAUUCUUACCAUUAUUUCAUGGAGAGGUUUUUAUCAUUUUCUAGACAAAUUCUUAUAUCCAAAUAAUACUAAUUUGUCAUCUUGUUUAUGCCUUGGUUUCGGCUAUGUCAUGUUUUUUCUGCUCAUGUAUUUUCAAAGUUAUUUGGAAGAUUUACAUACAAAAUACAAGUUUUGGGCAUUUAUUAGUAUUAAUUUUCCACAGUUUUAUCGAAAUAUUCGUCAUCUCUUAGCAUUUACAUCCUGUAUAUUAUUAUGGCGUGGUUUUUGGACUUUAUACGAUGCAUGGAUUUACAUAUUUAAAGAAUAUUAUGCAACAUAUUUGAUGUUAUAUUUUUUAUCAUUUUUUAUAUUAGCUAUCACACAAGCAUCAUCAUCUCUAAAUGGUCCAUUAAGUGAUAUGCCUGAUCAUUUGAAUAUAUUCCCAUUGUAUCCGAAUUAUUAUAUAACAUUUUUAAUUAUGAAAUGUUCUAAUAAAUUUCCAUGCUUGUUACGACGUUCACAGGAAGAUAACACAUUUACAGGUUAUACUGAUACUGAUCAAAUUAAUCCAAGCUAG